Messenger RNA from Hyposmocoma kahamanoa, 1908 nucleotides. Its product is annotated as paramyosin-like. The record is from RefSeq and is a predicted model, not a curated record. Lineage: Eukaryota; Metazoa; Arthropoda; Insecta; Lepidoptera; Cosmopterigidae. The annotation marks the transcript as partial. The transcript has 2 exons.
AUGAUGACCAGGAGAAUGUUGUCUGAAGAAAAGAGCAAGAAGAUGGAAGCUGAGCUCAAUGAACUGAGGGCACUGACAGAUAGGCUUCUUGAAGAACGCGAUGUAUAUGAAAUGGAAAUGCAGGCGCUCAAGACUUCACGAAUGACAUUAAAAGGGAAAUUUGAUGAAAUUCGACGAUUUUGUGAAGAAUUAGAAAAAGAGUGCAAACGAAAGGAAUUAAUUAUAGAGAGCUUCCGAGAAAAUCACCAGGAACACGAAGACGCCUUAGACCGUAUCAGAUUUCUUCAAAGACAGGUAAAGGAAUCAAAUGCUGAUGUUGCAUCAUUACACGAACAAAGCGGAAGUUACGACCACCUAACGACCUUGUCACUCCGUGAUGAACUAGCUCUGGGAGACAGGAAUGUAUGCAACAGUAAAUUAUGCAGCACUAAAUCGCAAGACCCAAGAUUUUCCAAAUUAACCAACCUGAUAAGAAAGAAAUCGAAAACUCUUAACAAACUAAAAUCAGAAAAAUUAAAUUUACACAAGGACAAGGUGAAGAUGGCCGAACAAGUGAAAGAUCUAGAGUUAGAUCUUCAAUCGCGAACUAAAGACCUACUUUCUACGCAGAAACAACUAGAAGAACUUUCAGCUGCCACUAAUGAGCUUUUAAAGCUGGGUACUGAGUAUAGAGAACUUACUCAAGUCCUUCUUCACGAUGAGCUUAGUGAAACAAUUGGUCCAGUAGAAAUAAAUCAGACUCCGUCCCCACCACCCACAUCAUCAACGCAACCAACACGUGCAUCGUAUGCCAGCGUUGCUGCAGGAAAACGUGUCUGCUCCACUACAACUGUUGAAGUUCGACACAGUCAACGGUCAACCAAGACUAUUAGAACUCCGACCAGGCCAUCCAGAAGAACGUGUACUCGAGACAUAUCAGAAAAAAGAUUUCGUAUAAUGACUUCAGUGAGAAAGCAGUCUUUAAGAAAAUCUUGGACAUGCCACUUCUGCAACACUGAAGAUGAGAAUACGAUGGAGAAUAUUGGGGACACAAAAAAAACUGACUUAUUACUUAAACAACUGGUUACUUUAAAUCAAAGCACUCCCCAGUCGUCACUUUCAUCUUUUCAUUCACCUUUAUCUCAAUCACCAUCGGUGAGUGUUGCCCACCGGAAGAAAUAUGUGCCAAACGUGCCUACAGAUAACUCUUUUGACUCGUUAUGCUCUGACACGGACGAAGAAAUUAUUGAGGUGGACAGAGAGGUCACUUUGCUCCAAAAAAGUGCUCUCAAUAGAAGUUGUCCUGACUUAGCGAAGAGUGAAAGUGAGGCAGUAAAGGAAAUGAAAAUUAAAGUGGACAAUUUGACGGCUCAAUUGGAAACGGUGAAUCAAAUGUUUAAUGAUUUGCUAAUAGAAAAUGGUUCUCUAAAACGACGAAUUACUGAGUAUGAACUUAAAAUUGACAAGCUCACUCUCAUUUGCAAGACACCUUCAAAAAAAUCUACCAAAAAAGUUCGUAAAAGUUUAAGUACAAUUGACUCGAAUAUUAAUGUAUGUAACCUUAAAGAACAAAGCUUACAGCAGUCGGAGCCAGAGCCAGAAUUGAAUCAAGAAAGAGAAUUAGAUUUAAUCAACGAAACACAAAGAAAUGAAUCUAAAGAAGAUAGAAACAACAAAAAAGAAAAUUCGACCAGAAGGAAGAAAAUAAUCGUUUUAGCUGACCAAACAGGCAGAGAAAUCAGGCAAAAUUUACAGACUCUUGUUGGGUCACAGUUUGAGGUUUUUUGCUUUCGCAAACCCGGAGCUAAGCUGCCUGAUAUACUGAAGUCAUACGCAAAAGAUAUUGAAAACUUAACUGAAGAUGAUUUUGUUAUAGUGAUGGGGGGCAUGAAUGAUGAUAAUCCUUUUAGUAUCUUUUCUAGUCUUACG